Papilio xuthus (Asian swallowtail) is the source of this 2024-nucleotide messenger RNA. Its product is annotated as speckle-type POZ protein-like. The record is from RefSeq and is a predicted model, not a curated record. The coding region runs from base 316 to 1338 and encodes 340 amino acids. The transcript has a single exon. Gene Ontology annotation, molecular function: protein binding. NCBI's taxonomy places the organism in Eukaryota, Metazoa, Arthropoda, Insecta, Lepidoptera, Papilionidae.
AAUGUACGAUUUUUUUGAAGUCUAUUUUGUUGAUUUAAGUGGACUGCAAUUUGCUAUGAACUAUUUUAAGCAGGGUGCGCAGGUUUAACCGAAGUUAACUUGCUUAUGUUGUGAUGUCUUAAAGAGCACUUAGCACUUUUGUAAUUUUGCCGCAUCUGUAAUCUCUCAUUACAAUCUUUGCAGCUUGUCUAUGAUAAAUGCACCAUUCAUAGACAAGAAAAAGCGAAAACAAUCAGUCAAAACAUUGCAAAAAAACAUUAUCUAAAUUAAAACAAUUAAAAAUUUCAUAUAAACUAAUUCGAGAGCUGUGCUAUUAUGUCGAGCAUAAAUUAUACAACUCGGAUUGAAGGCCAAACGAGGAUCAAUACCAUACUAUGGACUGUUCCAAAUUUUAUUAACCUGUUAGAAAAUAGAAGCUGUCGAGAAUUCAGAACAGACAAAUCAAAAGAUCACACCUUGGAGAUCAUAGAGUCAAGAUUCCAAUUGAAAAUGCAAUUCCUUGGACGUGAUAACGAUAUUAUUGAAAUAUACUAUCUAUCUCCUAACUCGGUGUUUUUAAAAUCUAUUUUAACUAUAUGCCUAAAACGUUUUGAAGAACGUUCAAUAGUUAUUAAAGAAUAUCACACCGUUCAUGCAAAUAAAUGGCAAUAUUUAGCUACAUUAUUUAAAAGGGACAUUGCUAGUUACGAUGGUCGUGACAUAUUUUUGUUAAGUGACGGAAGCUUGCGCUUAAAAUUCCAAUUUUUGGUAUCUAAUGAUAUAAAAAUCGAUCGCUCUAAUGUUUUCGAAGCUCAACUGAGUAACGAUAUUGAGAAUCUUCUUCAUAAUGGUAUGUUUUCUGAUGUAACAAUGAAGUCUGUUGAAGGAGAUGAGUACAAAGUCCAUAAAGCUGUACUUUCUAGUAGGAGUGCUGUACUUAAGGCUCAUUUUGAGCAUAACACAACUGAAUGUUUUACUAAUAGUAUAGAGUCGCCAUUAGAGGCCGAGGUACUUAGGGAAGUUCUUACGUUCAUAUAUAGUGACAAAGCACCAAAGGUUGAUGAAAUUCCAGAGAAACUCCUAGCAGCGGCAGACUAUUACCAAUUGAGCAGACUUAAGGGCUUAUGUGAGGAGGCGCUGCACAAAAAAUUAACAGUUGACAAUGCAAUUGAGACACUACAAUUGGCUGAUUUACAUUCAGCUAAGACACUGAAGCAAUUAACAUUAGAGUUUAUAAAAGAUGGUCAAGCAAAACUUAUUACAAAGACUGAAGGGUGGGCUAAAGUGAAAUCUGUUGAAUUAAUUAAAUGUAUUUAUGAGUAUAUAAUGACAGAUGAUGCGGAAGCUGAUAUAAAGUAAAUAAUAAUUAUAUAUUCUUACUUUUGAAUGAAAUUUAAAUAUAUAGUAGUAUGUUGAAAGAUGUUAUGAAUUAGAGUUGGUAUCUACAAAGGGAUGAAGAACUGAGCAGAUAUAUAUUUUAUAGUGUUAAAAUUUGUAAUCAUUCAUAUACUAAAUGCCUUCUAUUUACGAUAUUCAAUGUCAUAAUAAAUAAAAGCAAUAUUAGGACUACUGGUAGCUUAUAUAGAUUGCAUUUAUGUAUAUUUAAAGCUAGAAGUAUAUAGCUUAUGUGCCACUAAUUACCUUUUAUAUAAGUACAAAGUUAACAUAACUCCAAUUUGGAGAUUUUAAAGUAUUUAUCACUUUUGCAUUAUUAAACUAAUUACUCUUUGAUAUUAUAAAUAAUUAAAUUAAAUUUUCAUGUAUAUAUCUCUCUUGGGGUAGUCUACCUAGUUUUGUCUUCGUUUCAUUGUUUUUUCUUUACAAUUAAUUAUAUUUAUCAAUUAUUUUUUUGAAGAUCAGCCUUCCAGAAUUAAUGAUGAACAAGAAAAUUACAUAUGUGGUUAGUAUUAAUACAGUAAGCCAGCUAUGGAGUAAUAUGUAAAAAAAAGUAUAUUUGAGAACAUUAUACAUUAGUAAUGGUCUAGAACUUGGUGAAUAUGCAUAUAACAAGCAAUUGAAAGAAAUAUAUUUAUAAUGCAUUAGUU